UUUUAUCUACUUCAAGAUGGACGACAAGGCUCCUGUAGCCCCGGCAGUGGAUCUCUACCCGGGAGCCUCCUCCGCCAUCUCCGCCAUCGGACCAGUGUGCCCAUGACACCGAUGGAGACCUCAAGAACGCCCAGUCUCGCUUUGCUCAGAAUGCCACAAUAGGAAAACAUUACCACGAUUUCUCGUACGAUGGAGACAGUUAGGCAACAGCCAUGAAGCCAAUAUCUAGGAGAGUCCGGUCGUGACAUCUGCGAGCGUGAUGCUGAGAACUAAGGAUCUACACAAGACACAAAAGCCUUGGCAUAUCUAUAUAUAACUUCUUAUCCUCCUACGAUACCUCACGUCAACAUCAUCACAAUGGCCUCAGGCUGGCUCGAAAAGUUCAUCGUCCGUGUAGACGCCACCCCGGACAAACGCCGCACCGAAGAGACACCUGCUCUGGAAAUCCACUACACCGCACUCAAAGAGCAUCGCCGUUUUCUCGGCGUCAAGGGCGACAAGACGCCACGCUAUGAAGUCAAACGGCAAGCCAUCCUCGGGGCCUGGGGAGACAAGUGCCAUGUCACAUCACCCGCGAAUGGGGGGCAGGAAAACGUAGCCGUGAUCGAUUUUCACACGCUACCUGCUCAAACCGAGAUUCAACUUUCACAACGUGGGCUCCAAAUCAACAUCAAAGCAAGCAAUGGGAAGUACGAAUCCGGCGAGCUGGGUAAUUUGCAUUGGAAGGCGACGGGUAUGAAGGCGUAUGGUCGGGCGUCAUGGGAGUUGAGGGAUGAGAAGGAGAUGGUCUUGUCUGUCACGAUUGACGAUCACCAAGUAAAUGGUGUGAUCUCUGUCUGGAAGAAAGAUAUCGGCCCAGACACUGUUGAGGAACUUGUCAUGGUUGGGCUUUCCAAGAUUGAGGAGUACAGAAGAAUGUUGCGGAAUGCUAAGAUAUCGAGCAUAGGAGUUACUGCUAAUGCGUCGUGGUUGGCAUCGUAACAAAGCACAUCAAUAUUGUACUGUAUAUCAUUCUCACAGAUACUCAACCAAUUAUCUGAUCUGG
Messenger RNA from Colletotrichum phormii, 1045 nucleotides. RefSeq lists its product as uncharacterized. The transcript has a single exon. The coding region runs from base 358 to 981 and encodes 207 amino acids. The record is from RefSeq and is a predicted model, not a curated record. Lineage: Eukaryota; Fungi; Ascomycota; Sordariomycetes; Glomerellales; Glomerellaceae.